Molecule: messenger RNA, 945 nt
Organism: Mesorhabditis spiculigera
Lineage: Eukaryota; Metazoa; Nematoda; Chromadorea; Rhabditida; Rhabditidae
Source: the annotation of a GenBank genome assembly
AUGGUAACGAUAGAGAGCAACACCCUCAACCAAGCUCAAAUUUUCAUGUUCGCCAACGGCCGUCAUGAAAACUAUUUCCUAUCCGAAGUCAAUGAUGACUUUUUCGAAGAAACUGGUACCAGAAAAGUGUAUAUCGAUAGCUACGCUUAUUCCGAAUUUAAAGAAGCGCACGAGGGCUAUAACAGCAACAAAUUCGAGGAGGAAAUCGAGUAUCUGGCAAAAAUUGGAAACGGGGAUGUCUAUGAGCUCGAGAUGGAGCUGGAGGGUUGCCAGCGAGCAGCGAUUAUUGAGGAUCAUUUAAUCCAAUACCUACGCCCCGUGAUUUGUACCUUACAACUUACUCGAAAUUUCCGGGUCUCGAUACCGAGCCCUUUUAUCGCGUUCGUCCAAGAUAAUAUAUUUUUCAUGUCGUCGCAUGAGAGUUCGGCCAGGAAAUGUGAUAUGAAAGUUAAGACGAAUCUGGCGACAUUGAUGGAGUUCUACAAAGUAUUACGGAAGGUAAAACUUUAUGGCGAUGGCUGGUUGACCCAGAGUUGUGAUAUUGGCCCUUCUGAUAAACCGCGGAUUAUUUCUGCCCUGUCGAAGUCAAUGACAUUAAUGAAAGACGACGCCGAUCUGCAGCGAAAGAUGCAGCAGCAACCCGCCACCGCCGACCCUGCCCUGGUCACGACGCUCCAGCAGGCCUCCACCACCACACCGCAACAAGUCGGAAAUGCUGCCGCCUUUCCGCAGUACGUCAUCCCCGGGCCAACGAAAGCCGACACAAAGUACCAGCAGCUCGUCUUCUUGAUCAACGAAAUCGGCAAGGAUCUUCCCCAAAUGUACAACGGCAGCAAACACUGCAGCGAGAAGGUGAAGCGCUACCUGGUACACGCGAGGAUAUUGGCCCGUGAAUGCAUGAUGGAGGCCGACCGCGAGCGCGCCAAGAUGACCACCGGAUCUUCU